Molecule: messenger RNA, 1914 nt
Organism: Debaryomyces fabryi
Lineage: Eukaryota; Fungi; Ascomycota; Pichiomycetes; Serinales; Debaryomycetaceae
Exons: 1
Coding region: 1-1914 (637 amino acids)
Source: RefSeq, a predicted model, not a curated record
AUGAGUUCCAGGACGGAUUCAUCGAGUUUGAAUGGAAAUCAGAGACCUACAGCGAAAAGAUCGCCAUCGAUUUUAGUCACAGAUGCGAGAAGUACAACGUUAAAGGGAGCCCGAGCACCCUUUGCAGGCCACAACUAUAAAAAGCAGCAACAACAGCAACAAAAGCAACAGGGGUAUCCUCCAAAACAAAGUUUACAACAGAGAUUAUUACCGUCAAGAUCAAAUAAAUAUACCGAUAUUUCUGUGGAUAAAUUAUUAAGUAAUUCGAGUGAUAUUCCAUCAGGACAGAGGAGACUUCCACCGGUACUAUCCAAUAAUGGCAGAAACGUCAAUUCACUCGGAUCUUCUAAUAGAAGCAUGUCACCACCUCCAGGACAAGUGCAGAUGCCGAAUAUGUACAUGGAACUGGGACUGCUGCGGAAAAACAUGAGAAGCAUUCCUAAAUUGUCGCAAUCAUUACCAUCAAGAACAUCGAAGACUUCACAGAAGUUAGUGUUAAUUCCAGACCAACAACGUUACAAUUCGUCACCACCACCGCAACCACAAGCACAACAGCCAUUAUUAUCAUCAUCAUCAAGCGUAACUCCUGAUUUACAAGCUCAAAUACAAAGGUCCAGAGCUGAGCUUAUGCCUAAGGAAGCAAGGGCACAUGAAUUUAGCCGUAUGACGGCUUAUUUCAUCUGCGAUCAGUUUAAUUUAAUACCUGUAUCAAACUUUUUGAAAGAGAACCAUGAAGUGAAGCCUCGUCUAUACGACGAAGCACUUUACAUACCGUAUUCGUUACCAUUAUUACCGGGUGGCGAUGGAUUCAGAGUGAAAUCUAACAAUUCGGCAAAGCUACUUCCCAAGAAAAGAUAUAUGGAAAAAUUGAUAAAUAGAAGUGAACAAACAGACCAUUUAUAUGAAUACUAUUCAGGGGUCGAAACUCCUGAAGACGCUAAUAAUUAUUCGAUGGAUCCUGAGCUAGAGACAUUUGACAGUAACGCUCCAUUUGACCCUUCCGAACCGCAAUUUUUUGCACCACCCUUGGAGUCAGAAGAGAAUGAAAGUGAUGGCAGUGGCAAUAGUGAUAAAGAAUCAAAACCAAAUAGUUCAAGACCUGAAUCUCCGGUACGUAAAAUCAAUAAUAACAGAGAUACUCAAGCAUCUAAUGAUGAUUCUGAUAAAUCGCUGCAUUAUAGCAGUGCAGCACAAGUAGAAUUAUCUAAACAUCAUGCUGAAAUGUUCAUUUUCAGAUACGGGAUAGUGGUAUUUUGGAAUUUUUCUGAAAUACACGAAAAGAACAUCUUAGCAGACCUUGCAUUUGCAUCUGAUAAGCCCCAACCACUAUUGGUAAAUCCGAUUCACGAGCAGGAUAUAGAAACUGAAGAAUUUCAUUUCGAAUAUGAUGACCAAAUCCACAGACCAAGAAUAUAUAAUGACAUGAUUACGUUAAGAUCUGGUGACCAUCUUAUCAAACUUACCAUGUCCCACGCAAUUGCACAACUGACAAAGUUGUGUCUAUUUGAGAGUAGAAUGGUGAAUAGUUUACAACUGAUUUCAAAGUUGCCCAAGAAAUUAGCUUUGACGGGUAGACUAGGGUUAAAGAGACAGCAAUUAUUGAAAAAGUCAGGAAAACUUUUUAAACUACGUGUCGACGUAAAUCUUUCCAGUUCAAUUCUAGAUACCCCGGACUUCUUUUGGUCUUUUGAACCUGCAUUACAUCCUUUGUAUACCGGUGUUCGUGAAUAUUUAGAGAUCGACCAAAGAGUUCAAGUCUUAAAUGAUAGAUGUAAGGUUUUCUUGGAAUUCCUGGACAUCGUUAGUGAUAGUAUGAACGAAAAGAACACUAAUAGAAUAACAUGGAUGAUUAUAGUUAUCAUAUUUAUGAGCUUAUCAGUUAGUGUCUUCGAAUUUAUAUUGCAAAUUAUAUAG